AGGUUCAAAGUAGUUGCUUAAAUGAGAAAUGGCAAAUGCCAGAGUGAAGACUGUUGUCCAAGAUGUUCUAGAUGGACUUGAUGUGGACCAUGAAAUCCGCAACUAUGUUGAAAGUGUUCUGAAUGAAGGAGAUGAUUUCCUGUCAUCACAUGAUGUAUAUGAGGCAGUCGGUGGAGUUCUUCAUGGGGUCCAUGGCCAAGAAGUGGAUGAAUUACAAAUCAUGGAGUUGUGUGAGAGAUUGUAUAGUGCCCUUAAGGGAGGCACAGAGUCAACUAUGGAUGGGGAUGGAUUGAAGAAAAGGCUGGAUGCCCCUGUCCACAUGGGUUCCAUGGCUGCUUCCAUGGAUGACAAUAUGGGGCGUGUAGAGAGUAUAUGGCUCAUGAAGAGGGAAGACACUCUGAAAGUGGACCAAGCCAAGUUGGCAAAAGCAGAAGCAAAAUUGCAACAGAAGCAAGGGAAACGCACUGGAGAGAUAAUAGGGAGUCAGAAUGGGAGUGGGACAUCAAGUGUAAUUGGGGGAGGGGAUUCCUCUGCCUCAGCAUCCCAAGUGCUCUCCAAGAAGGAUACUCGAAUGGAGCAGCGAGGAAACUUCAACUCCAAGGACAUCCGUAUUGAGGGCUUUGACAUUGCUUAUGGUGACAAAGUCCUGAUGGCUGGAGCAUCACUGUCACUGGUGUUUGGACGGCGCUAUGGCUUCAUAGGACGUAAUGGUCUUGGUAAAUCAACCCUCUUGAAAAUGAUUUCCAGUGGGCAGCUGAAGAUCCCGUCACAUAUCAGUGUGCUUCAUGUGGAACAAGAGGUGGAAGGAGAUGAAACCAUUGCCCUGGAAAGUGUUCUUCAGUGUGAUACUGAGCGAGCUGAGCUCCUUGCCAGAGAGGCCCAAAUCCAGGCUCUCAUCAAUGCCGGUGAGAGUGAAUUGAGCAACGAGUUGACAGAGAUCUACUCACGACUAGAGCAUAUAGAGGCAGACAAGGCACCAGCAAAGGCAAGUUGCAUUCUGCAUGGCCUUGGCUUCACAUCCACGAUGCAGAAACAGAAGACCAAGGAAUUUUCUGGUGGCUGGAGGAUGAGGCUUGCUCUUGCCAGGGCUCUUUUCUCCAAGCCAGACUUGCUCCUUUUGGAUGAGCCAACUAACAUGUUGGAUAUGAAGGCCAUCAUCUGGCUCGAGAACUACUUGGCCAAUUGGUCUACAACUUUACUUGUUGUCUCCCAUGAUCGAAAUUUCCUCGACUUUGUCCCUACUGACAUCCUCCACCUACAUUCUCAACGACUUGAUGCAUACAGGGGGAACUACGAGUCAUUCAUGCGUGCAAAGAUAGAGAAGCUCAAGAACCAACAGAGGGAAUAUGAAGCACAACAGCAACUGCGAGCCCAUGUCCAGGAAUUCAUUGACCGUUUCCGCUACAAUGCCAAGAGAGCCUCCCUUGUGCAAAGCAAGAUCAAGAUGCUUGAGAAACUCAUCUACUUCUUGCAGGAUCAAAAUGCUUGGUUGGAUGAAGUUUCCUUUGCUUACAUGCCUGGCAAAAGUGUAUUUGCCAAUGUCAAUUUGGGUGCCACCAUGGAGUCCCGCAUCUGCAUAGUAGGAGAAAAUGGGGCUGGGAAGACAACUCUCUUGAGGCUCAUCCUUGGGGACUUGAGCCCAACAGGCGGAGUGCGCAAUGCUCACCGCAAUCUGCGAUUUGGCUACUUCACCCAGCAUCAUGUGGACCAGCUGGACCUCAGCUUCUCCCCACUUCAACUCAUUCAAUCCCGAUUUCAAGGGCUUCCAGUAGAGGAAUAUAGAAGGCAGCUGGGUCGCUUUGGAGUGACAGGGGACAUGGCACUGCAGCAAGUGAGCAGCCUCUCUGGAGGCCAGAAGUCUCGCCUUGCCUUCUCCCUCCUCUCUAUGGCCCGACCCAAUUUCCUCAUCCUUGAUGAACCCACCAACCACCUGGACAUUGAGACUAUUGAGGCUCUUGGCAAUGCUCUCAAUGCCUUUUGUGGUGGAGUGAUCUUGGUGUCACACGAUGAACGUCUUAUUAGAAUGAUCUGCAAGGAACUCUGGGUUUGCAGCGGAGGGAAGGUAUGGAGCCUGGAAGGCGGCUUUGAUGAAUACCGACGUCUCGUAGAAGUCGAACUCAAAGAUGCUUUUUGAUGUCUAGUGUCUCUUGAUUAUAGGGCUCUUUUUUUUUCCCCAUGGCUUCUGUGGGUGACAUCUUUUGAAAUUGAU
Molecule: messenger RNA, 2209 nt
Organism: Darwinula stevensoni
Lineage: Eukaryota; Metazoa; Arthropoda; Ostracoda; Podocopida; Darwinulidae
Source: the annotation of a GenBank genome assembly